GUCCAUCAUCGCUGCGUCCUUGAUUCUGUGGGGAUCCCACUUAGUCGAUUCUCUUCUACACGUCAGGCCAUGGAGGCGAUCUAUGACUGUAUCCUAGGUCACGAAAGCAUGGGAAAGAAGGAUAUCCUUCACCGGGACAUCAGCAUAAACAAUAUCAUGAUUAGUGCCUAUCCUGACAAGGAGAAGUGCAAAGGCUUUCUCAUUGACAUGGAGUAUGCCACCGUGGUCGGUGAACCUGGUAGU
Messenger RNA from Gloeophyllum trabeum ATCC 11539, 243 nucleotides. RefSeq lists its product as uncharacterized. The record is from RefSeq and is a predicted model, not a curated record. The annotation marks the transcript as partial. Gene Ontology annotation, molecular function: protein kinase activity. The transcript is spliced from 2 exons. Lineage: Eukaryota; Fungi; Basidiomycota; Agaricomycetes; Gloeophyllales; Gloeophyllaceae. Gene Ontology annotation, biological process: protein phosphorylation.